UACACUGUGUUCAGUGUGUUGUGUGUACCGCUCCUGCUGUGCUGUGAGCUGCUGCUGUCAGUGUGAGUCAGGCAGAGUAGGAGUAAAGUUGGUAUAGUCUCUAGCCACGUCGAGUUCACAGUGUGAGGAUGCGUUACAGCUGAUUCGAUUUCUGUACAGUGACGUCAUCUUAAUAAGACUAAAUCCGGGACAUCAUGACGGGAUUAGUGGGGCCUUUGGCCCCGGUGCUACUCGCCCUCCUGGCGGCAACGUCCUUCUGCGCUGCGGAAGUCUGUCACCUCACCGAUCCUAUUCAGAGGCAGGAGUGUUCUUCGGUGUACAUGAUGCACGGCGCAGCGUCCCAGAUCCGCACCAGCGUCUUACGACAGCUGUGCGAAGCGGGCCAUCGUCACGUAUUACUAAAGGGCGCCUCCCCCUCCCAGCACCAGACUCUUCCUCUGACGUCUCCACGGAGAGCAGAGCAAUUUGGUGUAAUUUACAUUCACCGUGAUGACUUCAGUGAUAAGGUGAGCUGGAAGUCUGGAGAUGCGCCAGAUAUCAUGUGUAAUGAUAACUGGUUUAUUGAUGAAGAAGUGAAAUUGACCAAUGGCUAUCAUUGGUACACCCACGGUUUGCCCAUCUGGCCCAUGGUCAACCAGACGGUAGUCCCAAAGAAACAAGGACUCUUAUCCCGCAAGAAAAAGAUUGACUGGCCUAACUACGCCAUUGGUACGCCUUUCUACUUGGUCCCUUUUGAAAUCUACAACAGCCGAGAUCCCAAUGUGGCCAUCCAGAAGAGGUUCUCGAAUGAUUUUGCUGCGACAGCUUUAGCUCACGAGCAGAAUGUACUCGUCAAUCAAGCUGGCUUCCAGGGCAAAGUCACUGACCUGUACCGCACGCUUUUCUUGGAUCAGGCCGGUUACGCCCGCAAAGAUAUCAAUGCAGACUUCGAGUCUUACGCCAACUGGCUUCAGCCACUCGUUCAAGCCACCCUGCAACCGAUGCUGGAGUUUUUCCUACAGUCACAGACGCCCAAGAAGGGGCAAUCAGUCAUAUGUCCCGACGAGCUCUACGUCUACUUCCACAAAAUCCCUUGCACUGCCUCCUCGACGUGUCUGGUGUUGAACGAAUUCCAGCUGAUCCUCAAGUUAGCUAGCUGCCCCGACACCAGCGUGGUCGUUGGGUAUGGAACCCAAAGCGAAAUCGUAGAGGAAAUUAUACCGACGAAAACCCUCAGAAAGUCUGAAAGUGCUCCCAGUCCACAGGUCGACACAGGUACGGGGACUGGGUUACAGUUUCACGGUUCAGCUCCUUCUAACAAGAGCGGUUUCCAAAUUGUAGGAAUCAUGUUGGCAUUACUGACUUGUUUGCAGGUGUUGGUCUGAGAAAAAUGCACAAUUCACAUCAAUCCAAUUUUAGCCAGCAACUCGGGAAGACUGAGUAACCAAUUAUAUACCAACAGUGAGCAGAUGUAAAUAUGAUAAUGUGGCAUUCGAGACUUUCUCAUUGUAUGCUAUUUAAUUUGGUAGCUCUACAACAGAAAAAGGGUAAAUUGGUUAUUCAUUAGCCUUAGAUAUAGGCGUCACUAAAGCCUCAGUAGGAACUGCUAACUUGGAAAUAUAUUUUCAAAAAUACUUCAAAUCUAGAUCACCUGCCAUCAGCAAUAGUUUGCUAGUUGUGGACUCAGAGUACUUCAUAACCCAUCAGUCGGUAUCGCUUAAACCGAAGGAAUUGCCUAAAAAUUAAAUCCUACAAAAGGCAUCAUAAUAUUCAAAUAAAUCUGGCUGAGGUUCAGCAACUUCGAUCUGUAUUUAUUACGCGUCAGACCUAUAUUUGUCAUUUGUGCGUAAGCUUUGAAUUCAUUCAUUAAUUUAUUCGCUGCUUUUUCGUUCACGAACGCUACUUACAAAAGUACGCCUUCGUAUUUCAAUUAUUUAUGCAAAAGGUAAAAGCAUGGUUGUAUAUGAACUUUCCGAAGUCCGUUUAUAGUAGACGAAAUGCAUUGUUGACUUGUUUCGUAAAAUACCAAGCUCGGACGGGGCUCAAACGAUCAUUUCAAACAGCCUUACCAGAAACUGCUUAUGCUUCUGUAUGUAAACGAAACUACAAAAAAAGCAAAGAAUCUAAGAAACACUCCCCUGUCUAAGAGCUGGACCUUAUCAAAUCAAAAUACAUAUUUUUUCCUAUCAUUAAUCUCACAAAGCCCGUUUAUAUUCUCUUCAUUAUUAAAACCAGAACAUCGUUUACGCAAGGAUCUGCUUCGGUUUUGAUGCUUCAUGGCUAUCAAGGAAGUGUCACAGGUAUUCUGUAAAUCUGCAGGGCUAAUUUCGCAGUGGCAUUGCCAAUGAAGGCAAAACAGAUUCGGCAAUCUUCGUAUCCGUUGUGCAAUUCGAUCAGUGUGGUUGUGUCGAGCAUUAGUCUAUUUUAUCUUGUAAUAAUUAUUUUACUUCUUCCCCUCGUUUCACUUUCUUUCACCUGAAAUACCGAAUUUUCCUAUCGCCCAGAAACGUUACUAUGUUCGAUUCUAAAACAGCGCCAUCUACAAAAUUAGAACAAACUCAUCUCCGGUAAAAAAAAAUAAUAAUAAAUAAUAACUAUAUCAAAAACACGUCUAAUAUGUUUUACACAUAUAUAUUCGUUUUUACUCAAAACCCAUAAGCAAUUUCUGGGAAUGACCCGUAAUUCUAAUUUCCUAAACUUGCAAUAAGCUGGUUGUGCUACAUUUGAUUUUGGCUAAAGAUUUCCUAUUUUCAUUUAAUGAUCAUAAUAGGCUACUUCAUAAAAUUAAAGUUUCACGAUUAUCUUUGCGAGCCUCUCUCUCUCUCUCUCUCUCUCUCUCUCUCUCUCUCUCUCUCUCUCUCUCUCUCUCUCUCUCUCUCUCUCUCUCUCUCUCUCGCAACAUUUUCUUGUCACUAAUCCAAGCCUUCUAAAUUUAGACGGAAUGUCACUGUCUUAAGUUCAUUGUGCAACAACUUCCUUGGCAUAAUUAUGAUACCUUUGAUCUCCUCUUUUGUAACUAAUUGCAAGUAUCUCUGUAGACCUUGAUGAAUUGUAUUUAUAAUUGCUACGAAAGUAUAUAAUCUACCAGACGGGUAUUGAAUAUGUUCUCCAAUUAUUUUCCGACAAACAUUUGAUUUGAAUUAUAUAACCAUAUGCACUAUUGUAGGUAAUAUUCAAUAAAAUGUUUUCGUCACG
Molecule: messenger RNA, 3174 nt
Organism: Macrobrachium nipponense
Lineage: Eukaryota; Metazoa; Arthropoda; Malacostraca; Decapoda; Palaemonidae
Exons: 4
Coding region: 195-1364 (389 amino acids)
Source: RefSeq, a predicted model, not a curated record